Molecule: messenger RNA, 3339 nt
Organism: Cucumis sativus (cucumber)
Lineage: Eukaryota; Viridiplantae; Streptophyta; Magnoliopsida; Cucurbitales; Cucurbitaceae
Product: glutamate receptor 3.7
Exons: 6
Coding region: 97-3081 (994 amino acids)
Biological process (GO): G protein-coupled receptor signaling pathway
Cellular component (GO): plasma membrane
Molecular function (GO): G protein-coupled receptor activity; glutamate-gated receptor activity
Source: RefSeq, a predicted model, not a curated record
UCAUUUUUCCCUGUAUCCCUUUUUCUUUUUCCAUGUCGUGCAACUUGCGUUAUACUCUGCGUCCUUUGACAUGGCUACCCUUUCUUUAUUCAUUCAAUGCUCUUAAUUGCUUCUUCAAUUCCACCCUCACUUCUUAUCAUCCCCAUCUCAAUCUACCAAGUGCUCAACCAGUUCCCCAUCGUUUUGUAUCUCUUUUUCAUUCAUUUCAUUCUCAAACCAACCCUUCUACAGUUAUUAAAAGGGACUCUUGUGAAUUUAAAACAGGUCUUUUUAAUGGUUCAUUUUGUUCCUCUGUCUCUGCUCUUUGUGUUUCAUGCUUUCAUAUGGCUCUUUCACCUCACUCCUCCGAUCUACUGCCAAAUUCCUUCUAUUCUUAACAUCGCUGCCGUUUUUACUUUUGAUUCCGUCAUCGGAAGAGCUGCUAAGCCGGCCAUGGAAGCUGCAAUCUACGAUAUAAACGCCGACCCCAAUAUCUUGAAUGCCACAAAGCUUAAAUUUUUCAUGGAAAACUCUAAUUGCAGUGGCUUCUUGGGCUCCGUUCAAGCUUUGCAGGUACUUGAGAAAGAGAUUGUAGCCAUGAUUGGCCCACAAUCCUCAGUAGUGGCUCAUGUGAUUUCUCAGAUUGUUAAUGGUCUACAAAUUCCUCUAGUAUCUUAUGCUGCCACUGAUCCAACAUUAUCCACUUUACAACUCCCUUUUUUUCUCAGAACCACUAUAAGCGACUCUUACCAAAUGGCUGCCAUGGCUGACUUGAUUGAUUACUAUGGCUGGAAAGAAGUCAUUGUUAUAUUUUUGGAUGAUGAUUAUGGUAGAAAUGGGAUAUCUUUUCUGGGUGAUGAACUUCAGAAGAAAAUGUGCCGUAUUUCCCAUGCAUUCCCUUUACCUUCUCUGGAUAAUCUUUCUAAGAUCACACAAAUACUCAACAAUUCUAAAUUACUUGGUCCUCGAGUUUAUGUAGUUCAUGUAGGCCCUGAUCCCCAAUUAAGAAUCUUCACUAUUGCCCAUAAACUCGGUAUGCUUUCAAGCAAUUAUGUUUGGUUCGCAACUGAUUGGCUUUCCACAACUCUUGAUUCUUCUUCACCAAUAACCAAUGGUGCUUCACUUGAUAUGCUUAAUGGAGUUGUUGGGUUGCGCCCUCAUACUCCAGAGUCUAAAGGAAAGAGAGAUUUGUGGGAUCGGUUAAGGAAAAUGCAGCCAAAAGGUUUAACUAAUUCUGCGUUGAAUGUUUAUGGACUUUAUGCUUAUGAUUCAGUAUGGGUUGUUGCAAAGGCAGUGGAUAAGUUUCUUAAAGAAAAUGGGAAUAUCAUUACAUUUUCACCCACAGGUAAAGUGUUGGGCUCUAAUGAAAGUGGAAUUCAAUUGGGUAAUGUUAAAGUGUUUGAUAGAGGGAGUGAUUUACUUAAAAUUCUUAUGCAAACUGAUUACAAUGGUUUAAGUGGGAGAAUUCAGUUUGGUGAAGACAGAAGUGUUGUUAAUGGUAGCUAUGAUGUGAUUAAUAUUAACCAAAGGAAAAUGAAUUUGGUGGGUCAUUGGUCUAAUGACUUAAGAUUUCAUCCUAACUUAGAUCAGAAACUUGAGAAAGUGGUUUGGCCUGGUGGGAAGGAGGAGAUACCAAGGGGAUGGGUGAUAGCAGAUAGUGGAAAACCUUUGAGAAUUGCUUUCCCAAGAAGAGCAAGCUUUGUUGAUUUUGUAACUCAAUUGAACAACACCAAUAUUGUUCGAGGAUAUGUUAUUGAUAUUUUCAAAGAAGCUCUCAAGUUUGUUCCAUAUGAAGUUCCUUACAAGUUUGUGCCUUUUGGAGAUGGUAAAGUUAAUCCCAGUUAUGAUGAACUUGUUCAAUCGGUUGCAAAUAAUGUGUUUGAUGCAGCAGUUGGGGACAUUGCAAUCGUUACGAACCGAACCAAAGUUGUUGAUUUUUCUCAACCAUAUACCACAACAGGGCUGAUCAUAGUUGCACCAGUUGAAGAUUCAAAAUCAAGUGCUUGGGUGUUCCUUAAACCAUUUACAGUAGAGAUGUGGUGUGCAACUGCAGGUUCCUUUGUGGUAAUUGGUAUUGUUAUUUGGAUGUUAGAGCAUAGAAUCAACGACCAUUUUCGAGGUCCUCCGAAAAGACAGAUUAUCACAAUGUGUUUGUUUAGCAUUUCAACUCUUUUCAAGGCAAAUCAAGAAGCAACAAUAAGUCCACUCUCACGACUAGUGAUGUUGGUUUGGCUGUUCUUAUUAUUGGUAAUAACCUCAAGCUACACAGCAAGUUUGACAUCAAUCCUUACACUCCAACAACUUUGGUCUCCAAUACGAGGAAUUGAUGACUUGGUUGCAAGUAAUUUGCCAAUUGGAUAUCAAGUAGGAUCCUUUGCUUACGACUAUCUCACACAAAGCCUUUUCAUUCCAAGUUCAAGACUGCAGAGGCUGAACUCCUCUGAAGACUACGAGAAAGCACUGCGUCUUGGCCCAAAAGGAGGCGGCGUGGCGGCCAUCAUCGAUGAACUUCCAUACUUGGAGUUGUUUCUGUCAAAGACUAAAGAAUUUGGAAUCAUUGGUCAACCUUUUACUAGGAGCGGAUGGGGAUUUGCUUUUCAACGAGGAUCUCGACUUGCAGUCGAUAUGUCAACUGCAAUUCUGAAGCUCUCGGAGAGCGGAAAGCUGCAAGAAAUACACGACUCAUGGUUCUGCAAGCUAGGUUGUCCAGGUAAUCGGGGAGGAAAGUCAGAGCCAGACCAACUUCACUUGAUCAGUUUCUGGGGUUUGUAUUUGCUUUGUGGAAUCAUUUCCGUCGCUGCACUCUUCCUGUUUCUUUUAAGACUAAUCCGCCAGUAUAUCCGUUACAUACGACAUCAUCGACGACGUCAUUCAGAAGAAGUUACACCAUUCCCAGUUCCAUCCAACACUAGCUGUACUCAGAGGAUUCAAAACUUUAUAAACUUUAUUGAUGAGAAAGAAGAAGCUAUCAAAAGCUUCUUUGGAGCAUCACAUGGUGCUCAAAAUGGGAACCAACUUCACAAUCAUUCCCAAAAAGCCAAGGAGAAGGCUGAUUCAGAGAUACAGAUAGGGCCCACGACCAUGGGUAUGAAUCGAGGAUAGACUUUUGCUUGCCAUUUGGUUCAUAAUAAUUUCUUAGGUGGAUUUCUUGGUGAAGCUGAAGCAUGUACAUAUAUGAAAUCCCAUGAUAUCGAAAAUAGCAUAGAAAACAUCUCAACUAGUAUCAAAAUUGGUCAAAGCAUCUAAGAAUUUUGGUUCCAUAUUUAUAACAAUUUUUGGGACCAUUAUAACCUUUCCCUCCCUUUUUUAAGAACUACACAAUGAGAUGGAAUUUAGAAAAUUAUACGUGUUCUCAUAAUA